CAAUGUAGUGAAAAACAGUUGCGCAAGCACAAGGCAUGUUAAACACGCCCCCAUCUCUCUCCCAUAUUUUCUCUCCGUACCACUCUACUAUGUGCCAAGCCAAUUCAUGGCCAUUUUCCUGAACAACACUCCCAACUAAACAAAACCCACCUUCUUUAUAAGCGCCAUGAAAAAGAUCCGCCGCUUCUACCUCAAACACCGAGUCAAAACCCUCUUCCAGCGUCUUUAUCGCAAGACCCUAUCGCCUUACAAGUACCUUCGCCUCGACUCGGAUCGGAAAUUCGGGUCUCAAGUUUCGAAGAUCUUUAGCCGCUUGAAAACAAAAGCCAGGGCUAUAUGUGGAAAGUCUCCGGGUCAGGGCUACAUGCCCGUGUUCGAAGAGCCGUUUCAAGAAAAGCCGAGAGCUGUGCCGAAGGGUCAGGUCGCUGUUUACGUGGGCCAGAAAGAUGGUGAGCUGAGGAGGAUUUUAGUGCCUGUGAUAUACUGUAACCACCCGCUGUUUGGUCAGCUUUUGAGAGAGGCUGAGGAGGAGUUCGGGUUCGAUCAUCCGGGCGGGCUCACGAUUCCUUGUCGGAUCUCGGAGUUUGAGAACGUCAAGACGAGGAUUGAUGCCGGGAGAGGUGGCCGGAAAAUGAUGACGUGGAAGUGACUGUGGUGGAGUUCUGGAAGGGGGUUUGUUUAGUGAUGAUGAUGACGACUAUGAUUAGAAAACAAGGCAUCCAUGACGGGUGGUUUUAGAAUUUUCUUCGCCUAGUUGUACUUUAGGUUUACUUUUGUGUUUCGGGUUUGUAUAUUAUUCGUAUACAAGUUUGAAAUUUUGCGGUUAA
Molecule: messenger RNA, 827 nt
Organism: Daucus carota subsp. sativus
Lineage: Eukaryota; Viridiplantae; Streptophyta; Magnoliopsida; Apiales; Apiaceae
Product: auxin-responsive protein SAUR24
Exons: 1
Coding region: 167-649 (160 amino acids)
Biological process (GO): response to auxin
Source: RefSeq, a predicted model, not a curated record